AUGAGCGCAACAAUGUCCGACUUCGAGGACCCCAAGGAGGAGACCGGCGCCGAUCAGGCCCCGUCCGUCACGGACUCGGCCCCGGCGAACCCUCGCAAGAGGAAGAAGAGCUCUAGAGCCUGCGACUUCUGCCAUGUAAACCACCAGCCUUGCGAUAACGCAAAGCCCCGCUGCAGCUAUUGCGAGAGACACAACAAGAACUGUCUCUAUCUGCGGCCCCAGAAGAAGCGCGGCCCCGCCCAGGGCUACCGCAGUGCCCUGCACACCCUGCGGGAGAGUGCCGCCGCAUGGGGUGCCGCCCUCAACCUGAUCCCCAGCCUGGGUCCUGUUGUCGAAGGCUAUCUGAAGCAGCCGGAGGGCAAGCGGCUCAUCAAGGCUAUCAGGGACCCCACCCAGCAGGAGUUCUUCAUCCAGGCCUGGCAGCAAAGCGGCGUCUUCAAGACCUUCUUCGGCGACGAGCUAUCUCCAGACCAGCCCAGCGCCACGGAGAAUGGAGAUCCUGCGCCUACCCUACAGCAACUGGACGCCGCUCUGCUGCCACAGGGACAGGCGCAGGCUCAGGCGACACCGACAGAUAACGCAUUCCCUCGCUUUGACACUUCCCUGGGAUCCGUACCAACCCCGUCUCCUUCUCACGCCUCUGUCGACGGCGGCAAGGCGAGGCAGCCGAGCUUCAACACUCGCUUCAGACCGAGGCAGCAGUCCAUCUCUUUGUCUGACAUUGUCGCAAAGGAUGCUGCUCGACCAUCACAGGGCUUCUCACAGACGCUGGUGCCGCUAGGCUUUGCGCCGAACGAGAGCAUGGAAGACUUCCUCGCCAUGAGCUUUGACCCGGAGCCGCUGGAACAGCCUGCUGAGGCCGAUCCCAACCUGGGUAGUGAAAUGGACCAGAAGGCGUACUAUGAGUUGCUCAUGGGAAAGAAGUUUGCCUGA
Phaeoacremonium minimum UCRPA7 is the source of this 933-nucleotide messenger RNA. RefSeq names its product putative quinic acid utilization activator protein. The record is from RefSeq and is a predicted model, not a curated record. Gene Ontology annotation, molecular function: zinc ion binding; DNA-binding transcription factor activity, RNA polymerase II-specific. Lineage: Eukaryota; Fungi; Ascomycota; Sordariomycetes; Togniniales; Togniniaceae. Gene Ontology annotation, biological process: regulation of DNA-templated transcription. The transcript is spliced from 3 exons. The coding region runs from base 1 to 933 and encodes 310 amino acids.